AUGUCUCAAUCGCAAGUCCUCCAAGCUCGCAAUGAGACAACCAGCAGACUCUAUGCAGACCCUCACAAUCCCCACCUCCAUCUUGAACGAGGCAUUCAGUAUGAAAAAUUGGGCUUCCCCGAUCUCGCCUCUGCAGAUGCAUACCGCGCAUUGGCGUUGCUAGAGUCAGUGGUUGACCCAGAUGAAUGCGAGUUCCAUGCAAGACGGAAGAUAGACCCUUCCCAGCAGGCUCCCGAGAAAGUGGCGAAUGAAUCAGAUGAUGAAGACGAAGAUGAAGACGAAGACGAAGACGACAACACUGUGCCCAUAACCCAAGAGGAAUACGAUGCCAUCAUUGACCAAGUGUAUGUCCUUCUAGUGCGCAGUCUUGUCCGCUGCGGUUGCUACCGUGACGCAUUUGAGUUCGGCGUGCGCGGUCUGGCCCUGCUCGAAAAGAGAUCUGCAACGGCAUCAGUAGCUGCUUUGAACGUGCAGAUGGACCGUUUGAAGCAAAUUUACAAAUCUCGCUCUGGCUCUGAAACUGAAAACAUCGACCUGAACUCAAUCGACACCAGUGUCCUCCCAGCACAAGGCUUCGCCCGCCGUGUCCUCUAUCCCUGGAACGAGCACGAGCCAGACCGCCGUUCACCAGAGACUCUCAACCUGCUUAACGAGCGGCUGGCAGUCAUUGCACCGAAAUGUGAGGUCCGCGCAGUGUCCUUGCCAGUGCUACAUGCCUCAGGAGAUGACGACUCGUCCAACAUGGAGGUCUCUGUUCAGCUGGGCCUGUUCGCGAAAGAAGAUAUCGCCCCAGACGAGAUCAUUCUCCGCGAGUCUUCACUGCUCACAGCAACCAACCGUCUGCACGAUGAUCUCUGCGACGCAUGCAACGCACCGCUGCCAGAACUGUCCGCCGAUGAGCCCCCUGUUGCUUGUGAGGGAGGUUGCGUAGAUAUCAUCUUUUGCAGUCAGAAAUGCCAUGACACAGCGCAGGAGGUGUACCACGGCGCCAUCUGUGGUCUCGAGGAUGGUCUCGACUCUAUUGGAAAGGAUGUCGCUGACCCCAAGGAUAAGGCCGAUUACCUGUACCUUCUUCUACUGGGCAGGGCGCUUGCCAUGUCUGCCACACAGGAUAAGCACCCGCUCGACCUUCCGGAAGUGAAAUACAUCUGGGGCGAUUUCCACGAUUUCAAUAUUGAGUCUGUUGUCUCCACAGAAGCAGAGACAACGCCCGCCACAGACGAUACUGCCACUCUCCCCUUCUCGUUCCAGCUCAAUGUCCUGCAGCCGGAGCGUUUCCUUGACGAAAUGGGCCUGGACCCCUAUACCGUGCUCUACCGCUAUGAUACAUGGGUUCUGAAUACGCUGUUUGCUAAGUUCCGUGGUACGGCGUCGGGCCGGCUGUCAACUUGGGAUGGAGGUCCCGAGUUGUGCGCUGUUCAUCCGAUGUGGUGUCUCGCGAACCAUUCGUGUAAUCCUAAUGUGACGUGGGAAUGGAGUAGCGAGAUUAAUUUCCGCGCGCGGAGAGACGAUGAGACCGCUGUUUGGUCGCGCGGGGCUGAGAUGAAGGAGCUUAGGCGUGGGGGUAUUGCGAAGGAUUCGGAGAUCCUGAAUCAUUAUUGUGAUAUUGGGUUGCCGGUUCAGAAGAGGAGAGAGUGGGCUGCUGGGGCUUUGGGCGGCACUUGUCUGUGUGAUAGGUGUGUUUGGGAGGCUGGGGAGGUUGAGUAG
Molecule: messenger RNA, 1707 nt
Organism: Penicillium vulpinum
Lineage: Eukaryota; Fungi; Ascomycota; Eurotiomycetes; Eurotiales; Aspergillaceae
Product: putative MYND domain protein
Exons: 1
Coding region: 1-1707 (568 amino acids)
Cellular component (GO): nucleus
Molecular function (GO): protein binding
Source: RefSeq, a predicted model, not a curated record